AUGAAUCAUUGUUCAAUAGUUUAUUCGUUUUCUUAUUUUCUACUGACAUUUAUAUUUUUUUUAAUUCAUCGCACAUACGCCGUUCCACCAUCGUUAAAACUCACAAUAUCACCGGAUAGCAAAUAUAUAGAGCGUGAUACUGAAAUUUCUAUUUUGUGUGAACUACGGGAUCCGACAGAUAGUGAUGAUAAACCCGUUUUAUACUACGUUGAUCCACGCACACAAAAACGAACACCUGUAACACGUGCAUUACUCAAUGGUAAGGUUGACAACAAACAAGAUAUACCAGAUUUAUUCCAAAACGUGGAAAAUCGUGCUCGAUAUCGGUAUGAAGGUAAAAAUCAUAUAAAAAUCACAAAAGCACAAGUGAUUGAUUCAGCCGUCUAUGAAUGCGAAUGUCCUGACUGUGAAGCACCGCCGAAAAAAGAUCACAAAGAGUUUUUCAUUACAAAAUAUGUUGAACCGCAAUUAUCUGUUACACCCGAUCCAUUAAUAGAAGGAAAUCAAGCUAUAUUUCGAUGUCAAGUUGAUGAAUUUUAUCCUUACACGGGUUUUGAAGUAUUAAUUCACAACCACAAACACGCUGAUAAAGCUGAAGUAGUCAAUAGUCCGAAACAUGUGUUUGAACAAAAUUUAAAAUGGAAUGCAUCCUUACCAGUUCAAGCUGAUUGGCAUGAUCAUUACUUUGAAUGUAUUGUGAAAGAAGGUGAAGUGAGCAAAGUAGGUAAGAAGAUAAAAUUAAAUGUGUUAUUUAAUCCUCGAUUUGUAACGUGUAAUGACAAACAACAUAUUGACUUGAAGAAGAAUGAAGAAACAAAUGUUGAACCUCAAAUUGAUUGUACGUACAGUGGUAAUCCAAAACCAAUAAUCGAAUGGCAGAAAGCAAGUUCUGAGAAACUUGUUGAUACAAAUAAUAAAGAUGGUAUCACUAUCGUAGAAGAAGCACUUCCAUUUGGUGUUUAUAAAUCUAUUGUUAAAUUUAAUCGUCAGAAAUUAGACGAACUUCAAAGUGUAACGACAGAUGGUGACAAAAGUUAUUUUCAAAAAUUAAUUGCCGAUGGAUUUGUAGUUAAACUAAAUUCAAAUUUAACAAGAAUCAUUACAAUUGUAGCCACUGAAAAAGAAGCAGCAAGCAGCAAACAGAUGGAAAGCAAUGCAAGUUUGUUAUCAAGAUAUAACUGGCUAUGUUUAAUUGGAUCGUCUCUAUUAUUAUUAUUCAAAUUAUUUUUUUAA
Molecule: messenger RNA, 1233 nt
Organism: Didymodactylos carnosus
Lineage: Eukaryota; Metazoa; Rotifera; Eurotatoria; Philodinida; Philodinidae
Source: the annotation of a GenBank genome assembly